This is a messenger RNA of Columba livia (rock pigeon), 1062 nucleotides long. It is a transcript of the gene TMEM138, whose product is annotated as transmembrane protein 138. Lineage: Eukaryota; Metazoa; Chordata; Aves; Columbiformes; Columbidae. Gene Ontology annotation, cellular component: cilium. The transcript has 6 exons. The record is from RefSeq and is a predicted model, not a curated record. Bases 305 to 793 code for a protein of 162 amino acids.
CGUGGAGACCGGAGAUGGCGGCCGCAGGGAUGGUGACUCUGCCACUGCCCUGGGCAGCCUGUUCCAAUGCCUGACAGGCCUUUCUGGGAAGAAUUUUUUCCUAGUAUCCCACCACCUCUGUUUCCUGAGAUCAGGGCGACUCUGAGGCUGGAAGGCAGAAGGGGGACACUGAACCUGAGGGCGGUGAGAAGAGAGGGGAGAUGGUUUAUUUGUCCCGGCUGAACCCCUCGGCUCCGCGCCAUGAGCAGCUGGCUCUGCGCUUGGGGAUGCCGGGGCUGAGAGCUCCAACCCCCGGGGAAGGAAGAUGCUCCAGACCAGCAACUACAGCCUGGUGCUGUUCCUGCAGUUCCUCCUGCUUUUCUACGACCUUUUCAUCAACUCCUUCUCAGAGCUGCUCCGCACGGCCCCCGCUGUCCAGCUUGUCCUCUUCAUCAUCCAGGACAUCGCCAUCCUCUUCAACAUCAUCAUCAUCUUCCUCAUGUUCUUCAACACCUUCGUCUUCCAGGCUGGCUUGGUCAACCUUCUCUUCCACAAGUUCAAGGGGACCAUCCUGCUGUCAGCGGCUUACCUGGCACUCAGCAUCUCCUUCCAUGUCUGGGUGAUGAACCUGCGCUGGCGGGACUCCAGCCGCUUCGUCUGGACCGAAGGGCUGCAGACCCUGUUUGUUUUCCAGCGGCUGGCGGCCGUGCUCUACUGUUACUUCUACAAGCGGACGGCGGUGCACCUGGGCGACCCUCUCUUCUACCAAGACUCGCUCUGGCUGCGCAAAGAAUUUGCCCAUUUCCGCGGCUGAUGGCUCCGCUGGGGUUCUGGGGGACCCACCAUCUGUCCCCCGAGCUCCUCGGCAACCCCUGCCGUCCCUCUGCACCUCUGCGGUCCCUUUUGGAACAGCUCCAGCCGUGUCACUUUCCUCUCAGGGAGCACCAGCGCAGCUCGUGCGGGUGCUGGGGGUUGGUGGGAGGCUCACAUUGCAAUGUCCCAGCUGCGUGGUGGGAGGCUCCAUCCCAGUGCCACAGCGCCUGUUGGGAUUGGAGUGUUUUAGUAAAAAAUAAACAAAUAAAU